UCUACCUUUCCCCUAAAAUGUUGGUGUUGAGUCAACGAGGUGCCCGGCCCGCCUUCACUCCUCAGUCUGUCCUCUGUUGUGUCUGUGGGACCUUCUCUCAUACUUUACCUGUUGUUAAAGAUGGCGGUACUUGCUCUACUCUUCCUCUGUUGUAUCGCCCAGAUCCAGGGACAGGCAUACCAACCUUACGGCACCCACGCGCCCCUGCCAAUCGUCACUCCUACAACCUCCACCGUCACUACUGAGACUACCCUGACCCACACUCUGCGGGAGACUACCACCUCUGACGUCUGGGUUACUGAGCAGACAGCGAUCACCCUGACGGUCACCCAGACAACCACACAAUGGGAGUUUGUUCCCCAGCAGCCACAGACGGUGACCUCUGUGAUAAGGGUCACCUCCACACCGGUAGUGUUUGUAACGGCUACGGUGGGGGUCUACCCAGUGAGCACAAUGGUCUCUGCCUACAGUCAGUUCGUCACCACAACAGAUACGGUUAAAUACUGGCAGACCAUCACCCACGUGGCUGUCACUCACGAGAUCCAGACAGUCCCUGUGGUAACUACACAAGAACUCUUCCAGGAAAUAGUAACUACCAUCACUCAAAUAGUAACCACUACAAUUACUUCCACCACCGCCAGAUACUAUGCUUAAUUUAUUGCAUGUCUUGACUGAUAUUAAAUCGCAUUAAUGAACUAAGAGCUUAAAUUAGCUCGAGCAUUUUGUAGUUUUUUUCUUUGAUAACUGUUAGAUCUGCCCUACUGUUGGGGCAUAAAAUAGUUAUGCCGAAGACUGUUACUACAGAACACUUAAUAAUUUACACUUGUCUCUACACAAGCAGGUACUCGCUAUGGUAAAAAAUCUCAUGAAAUGAAGUCUGACAAUGACUUAGAAAAAAAAGCUUAAUAAAAUAAAUGCCCCUUGAAUAAGUUUUACCAUGAUUGCAUUAAAAAUGAUAAAGAAAUGUCUUCCCCCCCCCUCCCCCCCCCUUUACUUUUCUACUAGUAAACAUUUCGGUAAUAUCUGGGUGAAGAGUUGGACGAACGUGGUUGGGAACAUAAUCGGAAAUACGGCAUUCUGUACAUGCAGAAAUAAAAAAUUGAUGGUUUAAA
Molecule: messenger RNA, 1112 nt
Organism: Procambarus clarkii (red swamp crayfish)
Lineage: Eukaryota; Metazoa; Arthropoda; Malacostraca; Decapoda; Cambaridae
Product: chondroitin proteoglycan 1-like
Source: RefSeq, a predicted model, not a curated record